Messenger RNA from Laccaria bicolor S238N-H82, 423 nucleotides. RefSeq lists its product as uncharacterized. Lineage: Eukaryota; Fungi; Basidiomycota; Agaricomycetes; Agaricales; Hydnangiaceae. The transcript is spliced from 3 exons. The record is from RefSeq and is a predicted model, not a curated record. Bases 1 to 423 code for a protein of 140 amino acids.
AUGCAAAGAGGACAUGCCUAUGCUGUCCCCAGCCUCUCUGCAACCCUCCUGAACUUGCUUCCCCUUGGCAAUCUGGAUGUUAAUAGGGGAAUCUUGGCUGACACCCCCAUUGACCCUACUAACGUUGCUCCAGCCAAAGCAGUUGUCAAAGGGCUCCAAGCUGUUCAAGAUUUGCCCUUGAAUCCUGGGGUCACAGAACAGAUGAUUAAUUCCACAAAUUUGAGGAUGCUGGCAGUUGAAGGUGCUCAUAUGUCACUUUAUACUCCCAUUCUUGACAGCCUGCUGAACCACUUCUUCCAGAUGUUGCUGCUGAGUAUGCACGGUCUAGCAGAAGUCUUGCGACACCUCACAGCAAUUGAGGCUGAUGGCAAAUUCGCAAGAGCCACCACUCUCAAUUCCAGAUUAAUAUCACAAAAUGCCUGA